GUAGUAAAUGAUACAGUUUUGUAAAGUUGGCGUUUGACUGGAGUGAGAAGGAUUGUUUUAAAAGUGACGACAGAAACAGCAGUGACUUUCACCCCUGUUAUGAACAAGAGCGAAGAGGCAGAGAGAGGAAGAAAUCCUCUCAGCCCAGGCAACAGCUACAAGAUAUUUUUACCAGAAUGGACAGCCAGGAGGUGGGGGGUUUACUGGAGGAGUGCCUCAGAGCAGCUAAGCAGUCCAUCCAACCCACUGAGGCAGAGGGGCUCAACUACUGUAGCUGCAAAGAUUCGCUGUGUGCAGAGCUGGCCUCUCUCCUGCAAGAGGCAAUGGAGAUGAAGUGGCCCUUUGUGCCGGAGAAGUGGCAGUACAAGCAGUCAAUCAGUGCCAAUGACAAGACCAACCUCAGUGACCUCAUCAGCAAACACCUGUCUCCGCUGCUGGCUGUUCUGAAGGCCUCCAUCGUGGCUCACGAGGCAUGCACGGCGCUGGCAGUGGUCUUUUUAGUUGACCGUUUCCUCUACUGGACAGACGAGUCCAGCCGGUUGCUAAGGAUCACCAAGCUGCUCCACAGACGCCACCCCGACACCCCUGUGGCUCCCCAGCUGGUCAUACGGCAGGCCAGAGUCUACUUUAACUCUGGCAAACUGCAGAAGGCAGAGUACAUACUGAGCAGUCUGAUUAACGACAGCGGGGCCACAGGUUGUUGGGUGUACCACAAUGAAAAUGACAAGGCUCUUGUGCAGGCUGUGAGUGUUCAAGUGCGUGGAAUGAUUUUACAAAAGCUAGGCCUGUGGCGCGAGGCUGCAGAGCUAAUCUGGGCCUCUCUGGUUGGCUACUACGCACUUCCUCAACCUGAUAAAAAGGGCAUUGGAACCUCUCUUGGCAUACUGGCCAACAUAUUGGUGUCUAUGAACGAUGAGGACUUCCACGCUUUUAGGACUAAUCCAGAUAUAGAUUUGUCUUUCCUCGGGGAUGGGAGUCAUCGUCUUCUUUCAGCAGCCCAGGCAGCUAAGAUGGCGGUGGUAUACAGCCAGUACACUUCACUCUAUGUGUUGACCAAUGUGGCAACUCAAGGGACCUGCUUGUUAUCGUACAGUUUCUCAGUGCAGUGCCCUGCCUCUGAAAGACAGUCUUUCCUCCUGCAGGCGAGAGAGGCAUUUGCAAUCGGCCUGCUCACUAAAGCAGAGGGCGAGCUGGUCACCAGCAAGCAGGAGCUUCACACCUUCCUCAAGGCUGCCUAUUCUCUCACUGUUGCUCACAAAUGGCUUGGCACUCCUCUGGAGGUUGUGGUACAGGCAACUCAUGCUUGCCAAAAAGCUUUAGCAAAUUUCUAUGACUACUGCAGUGCAGAUACUCAAGAUAAAGACAGCCUCUGUGCUGAAAUCAUGCACCUGGUCACCCAAGUCAAGCUUCUGUUGCAAGUAGAGCCUUUCCGUAAUUCAGAUAAGGGGUCAUUUAUUCCCGACAGCUACAAAAACAUUAAAGAUGCAAUGGUCAAGUUCACUCUGGAAGGUUUCUGUAAGGUGAUGCAGAGAUUCCAAAAGUAUCACGCAUCACUUUGUGAGGCAACUAACACAAACUGUGAGGGGACCGGUGAUGAGAUAGACGGGGCGAGGUUACCAGUAUGUAUUACCGCACUGGGGACGACCAUUGGUACACUUAACACAGAAUGUAGCACCGAAGCCUGCAAAGUGUCACUCAAAGGAGAGGAGCCACAACAGAGAGGUUCAAAGUCAUCUGCUGUGCGCCCACCUCAAAAGCCUGAACUGAGUAGCACUGUAGGAAGCACAGAUGACCUUGGCUCUUCAUGGCAGAACUUCUCCUUAAGUGUUUCAGGGUCUCCCAGGCCCAGCAGCAGUGGCUUCAUAGGAAGUAGUGCCGUUGAACGUGAGGUAAAUGCACAUAAUCAGAGCCUGCUGACCACUGAGGUUGAUGACAGGUCAGAUAGCAUUCUGCAGUCUGCUGAUAAAAACGAGAAGCAAGACUUACAGGGUUGUAACCCUGGUUUCAGUUCCCAUACACUCCCGACAUCUGCAAUACCAACCACUUCCUCCUCCAAUGCAAGUGGUGAUUCAGAGAAGUUUGAAGUGAUACAAGCUGGAAUAGAGACACUGGGCACUGAGGAGGACUGGAUGACCAACGUUGUUGAUGUGGCGCUGAAACCGUCAAUAGGCGAAGGAGCAGCGCAAUCCUUAUCCCAGCUAGCUCUCAAAACAUCCUCCAGCUCUCUUGGUGACAGUUUCGGUUCCCAGUCGUCAUGGGAGAAAAUCCCAGUUGACCUAAACUCCCACACAAACAGAACACCACAGCCAAGCAGCCAUUUAAAAGCAGGAACCAAAGGCCAAAGCAGCAAGUCACCAGAUUCCAAUGAGAGCUUCUUCCUCUUAGAAACACUUGAUCCUGAAAGCAGCGAUUCAGCUCAUGAUCCCACACACAAAAAACACACAUCUGGAUGGGACUCCAAACCUUUGCAGAGCCUUAAUGUUGACCCAAAUAUGGACACUGAAGUUGACUCAGUAUCUGUAAAACCUGACGCCAAGAACUCUUUAGCAACCCCACACCCAAACCUUUCCCACUUAGUCCUAGAACAGUGUGCUUCCACUGAAACCUCCUCAGAGAGUUCAUUUGAGAUGCUGGAGGAGCAUCAGAGUGGACACCAGGGCAGUGAAGUUACAUUUUCAGAGAAAGUAAAUGGCCCCCAGAUGACGAACCCCUGGUGCUACAGCUGCCUAGAGCACAGCACUGUAGCGGGUGUCGUCCCUGAGAGACAGUAUUUGUUGUCAAAGCAGGAUUACCAAGCCCUACUGGCUGGAGUUUGCCAUGAAUGUCUGCUGAAGAGACUGCGCAGUGACAAGAUACAAUUCAAACUAAAGGCACACAAAACUGCCUACAGUGCUCUUCAUUUAAAGUUCUCCAAAGCCACAGGACUGUGGACAGCAAGGGAGACCUGUGUUUACAUCGGAGAGCCGAUGGGGGUGCAGGGCAAGCAGAGAGAGGCAAUAUGGGUGCAGUUUUUACACCAGGAGGAGAGGUUAAGCAGUUAUGUGGGGAAAGAUUACUUGGAGCCAAAGGAGAUCCAGUUCCACCUGAAAGAUGUGGAGAGACAGAUGACAGCCCAGUACUAUGUGACUGAAUUCAACAAGAGUCUUUACGACAAGGAAGUCAUGGCUCAGAUCUUCUUCAUUCCCUCGGAAGCGCUACUUAUUCUGAAUGGAAAUGAGAUUGUGGGGUGUGUAACAGUGGAGCCCUACAUGCUUGGAGACUUUGUCAAACUGACCAACAACACUUGGAAGAAGGACAAGAGUUUCCAGGCUACAGAAUAUGGCCUUGCCUUUGGACACUUCACCUACCUGCUCUCUGACUGCCAGGAAGUGGUUGUUGACCUGCAAGGGUGGGUGACAGCCAAUGGCAAAGGGCUGACCUACCUCACUGACCCCCAGAUUCACUCCACCAAGACCCCCAGAGGCCCCUCCAACUUUGCCGCCAGAGGCCUCAGUUUCUUCCUGGAGCAGCAGCAUGGACCAGAGUGCAAUGACAUUUGCCAGCUGCUCAAACUACCUCCAGUUGUCAGACAGUCACAUGUUCUACCUUAGAAAGUUUGAGGAGUUGUUGAGUGUUUGCACUCUCAAAUAUGUGAAAACUUGACAUAUUUUUAGCUUAGAAAAUAUAUGAGAAUAUGCAUUUGAUGCACCUUCCUGAGAGGUUUACUGUAUUUUUCAUUUACAACUAAUAUAAAUUGUGUAUUUUUAGCUUCCUGAUUCUGAUAACCUUAGACACACUACACCAGAGGCUGAUACAUAGAUUUACUGUACCUCUCAUGUAAACAUAACAGUAUAAUUUUAUGGAAAAGAUCAAAUCAAAGAAAGUAUGAAUGUAGUUUAAGCACAUUCCAUCUGGGGUGCUGAAUGCAGGGCUCCCACAUAUUUUCAUUGACAAGACUAUUCCAUGAUUUCUUUAGGAGCCAUAAUAAAAUGUCCAAAACUGUUCACAACAUAUAACACAAACAAAAUUGUAAAGUAUACUUUACUCCCAAUGUCAAUUCUUGUGUGAAAUUAAUAAUUAACCUUGUCUAAUCUCUAAUAGUGGGUUAUGUUCAUAUUUACUUCCAGUACUUUAAACCACGGGCACAGUCAUACAAGCACUUACAGUAGUCAGUAGUCUGGCACUGGCUUUUAAGCAUGAGGGAAAUAGAAAUUAUUUUACUAUCAGUGUAUUCUUAAUGCUUUUGAUUAUAAAGUCAUUUCUGGAUAAAAGACUGAAAAAAAACAUGAAAGGUUAUCUGCAGAAGAUAACUGUAACAAUUAUUCCUCGACUUUCCCAAAACUUUUAAUGAUUUUUACCAGUUCAAUGACUUUUCCAGGCCUGGAAAAUAUGAUUGUGAAAGCUGAAUAUCUUUCCCCACGUGUAAACAGACUCGUUCACUUUUAAGGAUGGGUCAGGUGCUUAAAAAAGCUCAAUGAUAAGCUAGUCUCAUGUUUCCAUGUUUGAAAAUGGAAAAAGAAAUGAUCGAUUUUAUUCAAAAAAUCGUCAGAAAAUAACAUUUUAUGAUUUACAGCCACAGGAUUGCAAGUUGAAGCUCGAUUGUACUGCUAGAAAUAAUACUUAAAACUUGUGUGUUUUGUUUUGAAAAUAAUGUUAUUGUAACGAAUCACUGUCUCAUCACUAUGUGACUGGAUUGCUGUCUAACUGGAUUGGCAGUGCAGGAAUCACCUGACAGUGUGACAGACAAUGAAGCAUGUGCUUUAUGAAAAUUUUCCAUCAGGAGCACUGUGUUGAUCUGAACUUAUGUUGCUACUAUUAACACCCUCGUGGUAGCUGUUCAGCUUUGCUGCAAAAGUUUUGUCCAGUUUAAUUUUUAUUAAAUAACCAUUUCAUUUGUUUCAACUGCAGAUAGAAAAUAACCUUGUAGACAUGCCAACAUGAGUAGUAACUUUUAAAAUGUAUGAAUAAGAUGUAGGUGACUUUGUUCAAACAUAAAGGGGGUGUGAUUGAAUACAUAACCCCAAUAUGAAUACAACAAAGUGGAAAAUAUUUACUUAAGCUAUGUAGCUUAGCCAGUAAGGUGACCGCUCUGCAUUUCUAAGGUCCAUCCAUCUUUUUCUUGCUAACGUCCUUUUCUUUUGUCACUGACAAACAUUUGUGUAAAUGUUAUGCAACUAUAUAUUAUGAGAACAAAGCAUUGCUCUUCUGCUCUUUUCACCUUGAAACCUAUCAUAGUGGUGCAUGAGUCAGAACAGUAAAACACCGAUAGCCAUGAAGGAGAGUAUGAAUUAUCCUUGUUAUAGGGGUCGACACAUUUGUGUUGACACAAAAUAACCUUCUAUUAUUCACAUGAACUGUGAUGACAAUAAUUUGAUCCCUGAACAGAUACAGGUGCUAAUAAUUAAUUACGUUUUUUAGAGUCCAACCUAAACAUGGAAAGUACAACUUUGUUGAAUGUACAAGGAGUGCAUUUUCCAAAAGUUCUGCCUCCAAGGGACAGCUGGUACAGUGGAUAGGGUCGGUUGGCUCACCUUGUUCAGUUUAAUUUCUAACACCUUUUGUUUAAAUACUAAGAUAUGGAGUUUGACUGUCUCUCAAGUUUCAUUUCAGUGGCGUGUAUCAGCUCACUGUGGUUAUCAUAGUCUACAUGUAGCCUAUAGCUUUAUGUUGGCUAUUGAGCUUGUUAAAGUUAAUAGUUGAACUCUGCAUAGUCAAAAUAUGCUCAAGGUGUUGAAAUGUUGGUCUGUUUUUUUACAUGGCACAUUAAUUUAGCUUAACAUUCUAACUCUCUUAUUGGACAAAGUAUACCUUAAAACAUGAAUUGACUUCAAAGUGAGUCAAAAAGCCUUUUUCUUGUUUUGUUGACUUUUUAUUGAUUUGUGAUAAGGUAGGAGCUAUAGACAAUACUGUCCCAACUGUAGCUGUGUCACUGUCCCAUAUGUUUGUUUUUUUUGUAUGGUUAUGAGCAUGGUGAAUGGCAUAGGGAUGGUUGCUUUCUUACUUACAAAAAAGGCACUGUCCCAAUUGACCCCACUUUCCCCUACAUACAGUAAAACUGCAUGAUUGUAAGUCACCUUGUUUUUUUGACGUUAACUUUCACUGUGUAAGCCAAAUGCAAGUGUAAAUAGUGAAAUA
Epinephelus moara (kelp grouper) is the source of this 6114-nucleotide messenger RNA. It is a transcript of the gene alpk1, whose product is annotated as alpha-kinase 1. Gene Ontology annotation, molecular function: protein serine/threonine kinase activity; ATP binding. The record is from RefSeq and is a predicted model, not a curated record. Bases 177 to 3590 code for a protein of 1137 amino acids. NCBI's taxonomy places the organism in Eukaryota, Metazoa, Chordata, Actinopteri, Perciformes, Serranidae. Gene Ontology annotation, biological process: protein phosphorylation. The transcript has 14 exons.